GAAAAGAAAAAAUAAAAAAUAAAAAACACAAAAAGGGCAGAACGGAAGCAAAGCCGAGGCCUUUCUUUCCGCUCAUGGCUACAACUCUGCCAUCAUCCCCCUGGGGCUCCGUUCUCCACCACCGGAGGGAACCCCUUCAAAGACGCGCCGUAGUCUGUGCCUUCAGGCGCAGCGACUUCGACCGCUUUGCUCGACGCGUGACCUCCGGCGAGGCCUGGAGGGACGCCUGGCGCUCUGCCAAUGACGGCUUUGAAUUGUUAAUUUUCGAGGCGAAGAAGACCGCCGAACGCAUUGACCGCCGCUACUCUGUCUCACGCGGCCUCUCAUCCGUCGUUCAAUCUGCUUCCAACCGUGCCCGCGAGAUUGAUCGAGAGUUCGAGAUUGGGACUCGUUGGCGAACUUUUUCUAUGGAUUUUAGUAGAAAUUGGCCUAGGUACAGGAAGCAGCUCAGUGAUUUCUUGGAUACUCCUCUAGGAAAGAGUUUUGCUACAAUUUUCUUCAUCUGGUUUGCAGUAUCUGGAUGGCUGUUUCGGUUUUUGAUAUUUGCAACAUGGUUCCUGCCUCUUGCUGGACCCCUUCUCAUUGGCACUGUUGCCAAUAAUCUUGCCAUCAAGGGGGCUUGUCCUGCUUGUAAGAGGCAGUUCGUUGGUUACAAGAACCAAAUAAUACGGUGUGCAGGCUGUGGAAAUAUUGUAUGGCAGCCACAAGGGGACUCCUCUUCCAGAGGUGGACCUGGUGCGAAAGGUAAAAAGUCCGAACCUGAAAUUAUCGAUGUUGAAUUUGAGGAGAAAUGAAUAAUGACAACAAAAAUUACUCGAAAUAUCCAAACGAUGAUUCGUUUUUUAUGCCAUGUGCCACUGGCCAGAAGCAAAAGAGGUUCUGAAUCAUGUCUCGCUUGUUCCUAGUGAUAAUGAUAUCUUGUCUUCCAAGGGUUCUACUUUUAUAGAAGUUACAUUUAUCUCAUGUAUUUUUGAAGUAGUUGCCAAUAAUAACUGUUACUGAAAUUGUACAGCUUCUUCUGUAACUUUUAUUUUUAUAUUUCUUGUAUAUACAAGUUUAAGAAAGCAAAGAAAACAAAAGGAAAAAAAAAAAAAAAAGAUCCCUUUUUUUCUUUUUCGGUUCGCGGAGAAGAUUGAAGAGCCCGUUCGUUUUUUAA
Molecule: messenger RNA, 1156 nt
Organism: Rubroshorea leprosula
Lineage: Eukaryota; Viridiplantae; Streptophyta; Magnoliopsida; Malvales; Dipterocarpaceae
Source: the annotation of a GenBank genome assembly